UUCACACGUGCACUGACUGAUCCAUUUCAUGCAUUUUCAAAAUACAGUAAUUACAGUAUUUGUAAAUUUCAAAGAAAAUGAAAAAAUUCAAUAAAGUCGUGAUUGUAAAACAUCGUUUGAAGAAUAUGAGAGUUGUUAGAGAAUAUUAUUUAAGGAAAGAUAUUAAUUGUCUCAGUCUUGGUUGUAGAAUUUGCCCAAAAAAUAAUAAAUCAGAGAAUGGUAUGAGAAGUUUUUUAUCAUCACAUGAUCAUCACUAUAUUCUACCAUGUUUUGACAUAUUACAAGACUAUUUAGAAUUAUUAGAAAGAUCAACAAUUUCUGGAAUCAUAUUUUUGCAAACUUUAGUUACCAGAAUGCUUCAUGAUGUUAGCAGACAUAAUUAUAACAAAAUUUUGGAAAUUGUACAUGAGCCUAGAAGAGGAAGUAUUAUAUUUCUUAAUGAACUUUAUCAAGAUACACAUUUAUCUCAAGAAAAUACUCAAUCAAAAGAUAUAUAUUUGGCAAAAUGUGUUUACAAAUGUGCUAAAUGGUAUUCUGAACAUUUCAAACAAAGUGUCCCUAUAAUAAUUCUUACUGAAAAUUUAAAAUUACUGAAGGAAUUUGAGGAUAUUAUUCCUGGUUUAUCUGUAAUGAAUAUAGAAGCUUAUUUGCAGCAAUAUUAUAAUCUCUAUUUAGAAUUAUAUGAAUCAAUAAAGUCUUCACCUAGUAUUAAGGAUAACAUAUUAGAAAAUACAAAACUGUAUCCAAAUCAUAUUCCAUCAGAUGCAUUAGAAAAUGGUAUUAAAAAUGGACAAUAUUAUCAUGGCAUUUUAAAAGUAAAUAAAAAUAAUCCACAAGAAGAAGCAUUUAUUAUAUCAUCAAAAUUUGGUGGAGAUAUUUUUAUUUCUGGCAUGAGAUAUCGAAAUAGAGCAAUUCAUGGCGAUGAUGUCGUUGUUAAAUUAUUUGAAAAAGAUAAAUGGAUUUCCAGAACUCCUGAGCAUCAAUGUUACAUUGAUGAUAAAGUAGAUAGUGAUAAAAUAGAAAGAAUUCCAACAGGAGAAGUGGUAGGAAUCCUUCAAAGACAUUGGAGGGAUUAUGUAGCUUGUUUUCCAGAAAAUGGGGAAUAUAACAAAGGAACAAAUUGCAAUGAUAGAAUUUUGGUUAUUCCAUAUGAUCGUCGCAUCCCAAAAAUAAGAAUUGUCACUAAACUAGCAAGUAAACUUCAGACUGAAAGGAUUAUCGUUAGAAUAGAUAAUUGGGAACCAGGUUCACAAUAUCCAAAUGGACAUUUUGUUUCAUCUUUAGGUGAUAUUGGACUAUUAGAAACUGAGAUAGCUACUCUUUUAGUUGAAAAUUCAAUAAGUGUACAGCAGUUUCCAAAAUCAGUGUUAUCUGAUUUACCUAAAGAUAGUUCAGAAAAUCCUUGGCAUGUAGAAGAUACUGAAAUUCAAAAGCGAUUAGACUUAAGAAAUUCACAUUUAAUAUUUAGUAUUGAUCCAAAGGGUUGUACUGAUGUUGAUGAUGCCAUAUCUUUGAAGAUUUUAGAAAAUGAUAAAAUUGAACUUGGAAUCCAUAUUGCUGAUGUUACUCAUUUUAUUAAACCAUCAACUUUACUUGAUUCAGAAGCCAAGAAGAGAGCCACCAGCGUUUAUUUGGUAGAUCGCCGGUUUGAUAUGAUUCCUGAAAUUUUGAGUGGAUAUUUAUGUUCUUUACUAAGAGGGAAAGAUAGAUAUGCUGUUAGUGUCAUUUGCAUAUUGGAUAAUAAUUGUAAUAUUACAGAUUCCUGGUUUGGAAGAACAAUUAUUAAGUCAUCAUAUCAGUUUUGUUAUGAAGAUGCUCAAGAAAUAAUAAAUGGAGUGUCUCCACAAAUCUUAAAGGAGAAUAUAGCUGAAUGGAAAUGUUUAAAUUGUAAUGAACUUCAAGAAAAAUAUGAAGAAAUAAGGUCUAUUCUGUUGAUAUUAACUCAUAUUACAAAAAUAUUAAAGAAAAAAAGGUUAUUAAAUGGUGCUCUGGAGUUAGAUAAUUUAGAAGUUCAAUUUGAAUUUCAAAAUACUGAUUCAAAUUCUAUAGAAAAAUUAACCACAAAAACACAUCUACAAAUCCAUGAAGUAAUUGCAGAAUGUAUGAUUUUUGCUAAUCAUUGGGUUGCAAACAAACUUAUGGAUACAUAUCCCUUGCAAACUCUGUUGCGGCACCAUCCUCCUCCUCUAAAGCAUAAAUUAAAACAAUUAGAACUCUGUGCCUCUUAUAAAGGAUUUACAAUUGAUGCAACUACAAAUAAAACUUUUGCUGAUUCCUUAAAACAAGCAGUUGAUGAAAAGGAUAAAUCUUUCAACUUAAUAAUGAAUAUGUUGGCAACUCGAGCUAUGUGCAAAGCACAGUACAUUUCCACAGGGUCUACAGAAGAUUAUUUUCAUUAUGGGCUUGGUUUGGAUAGAUACACUCACUUUACAUCACCAAUUCGUAGAUAUGCUGAUGUCAUUGUUCAUAGGUUAUUACUAAGUUUAAUUGAUAAAUCAUCAGAUGACAUACCUACUAACACAUAUUUAAAUUCACUCUGUGAAUACAUAAAUGAAAAACAUAGAGCAGCUCAAUUUAUUGGAAGAGAAUCUGUAAAGCUAUUUCAAAUGUUAUAUUUUAAAGACAAAAAACCAGAUGAUCCCGAAUGCAUUGUCGAUGCCGUGGUAUAUUCAAUUCGAAGUAAUGGCAUUUUAAUAUUCAUACCAAAAUAUGGAAUUAAAGGGCUUUGUCAGUUAAGAAAAGAUGACACUGUUGCUGUGAUAACCAGUAAUGGACUUGAAUGGCUUCCUGGGCUGACUGACUCGACAGAAACUAAAUUUGAAGUUCUUUCAGAUGAUUAUUAUUGGUCAUAUAAACUCUUUGAACACAUUACAGUGUGUAUAAAAGUUCAAGGAUCAAAGAGUCACGCUUCAAAAUUCACAUUUGAUCUCAUAUGCAACAUGCCAUUAGUCACUUCAAAGAAUGAAGUUGAUUGUAAAAUGGACUCAGAGGAAGAAAUAGAUUUAAUGGAAGAUGAUGUCAAAGAAGAAACAAAUACAUUAGAUGAAAAUCACAGUAUUAAAUCAUCACUGUAUGAAAUGUUUGAACUGCUGCGUUUUCAAUCAUUGCUAUAGUAAACAUAUUUUCAUACAAAACUUUAUCAUGUGAAAUGGAAUGUUUUUAAAGUAUUUAUAUUCAAAAUAAUUGGAAGUAAUACACAGGAUGUUCUGAAAACAUUUACAUUGGAAAGUAUAAGAAUAAAGCUCAAAUAUAUUUAUAUCCAUUUAAAAAUAUAUUUUAAAUGCUUGUAAUAACUUAAAUAUUUUUAUGAAUUUUAUGAUUAAAGAAAAAAGUCUUUUGCUGUAAUUUAAUUACUCGUCAUUAUCAUUACAACUUUAUGUUAAGUUUAUGAUAUUUGAAUAUAAUUUUUAUAUUAUUCUAAUGCACAUAUUUCAGAAAUAUCCUGUAUAUAAUCAUUACAUCAUUUACUCAUAAUGUUUUCAGACAUGAAAAAUCUUUUCUUUUAAUAUCAACUAACAACAAACAGUUAUAACAUUUUAAAAUAAUUUGAUUUUCAAUAAAAGACGGCAGCUUUUUCUAAUAAAUUUAGUUUAUUGUUUUAGAAAUUGGCUUUUAAUUAUUUAAUGACUUCACUCCUUUAACUCCAUCUUCAGAAUAUAUUAAAUUAACUAUAAAAAUAUGUUUUGAAAUUAUAGUACCUGUAAACAUUUGAAAAUCAAGGUUCUAAAUUCAGAUUUUCAUCUAAUCUGAAUGACUUUAAAUUAAAAAGAGAAAUUUAAUUUGAAUUUAAAAGUUUUCUGCUAUUUAAACAGUUCUAAUUAUCAUAUGCAGAUUCUUUUGUAAACAGGAUCACCAAGAGAGAGACUGGAUCCUGGUUCAGCAUUCUGUUUGGCUCUUAUUAUAAAAUAACUUUUUAUAUUUAGAUAAUAGAAAUCAGGUUUAUGUUAUCUAAAAGUUAAGUAAAAUUCUGAAAAUCUGCAGAUACAGGUAUUUAUUAUUUUUUAUGGGUUCUUUGGGCCCACAUAAUUUCUACUCGCUGCCUCUUUCUCUUACAGGCUCUGCUUAUAAUGAAUCUUAUAUAGUGUAAAGAUGGAACUAGAACUGAGAAAACAAUAAAUGAAAUUUAAAAUUUUUAAAAAUUACUUUUACUAAUUUAUCAGGGAAGAGUAAUAAGAAGAAUAUAAAGUAGUCUUCUUAUUGUAGACUUUAUAUUAUAGUUAGAAUUCAUGUUACAUACAUAUGAUUUCAAAGGAAAUUAAUUGAGUUAUUCCUGUAUUUUUAUAUAAAUGUGACUUCAUUUAAUUUUUGAAACUUUGUUUAUAGAAUAUUGAUAAACAUUCAUUGUAAAUAACAUAUUUUAUGUGUUUUUAUUGUAAAUAAAUUUUAUUAUUUGGU
This is a messenger RNA of Centruroides sculpturatus (bark scorpion), 4395 nucleotides long. RefSeq names its product DIS3-like exonuclease 1. Bases 78 to 3113 code for a protein of 1011 amino acids. Gene Ontology annotation, molecular function: 3'-5'-RNA exonuclease activity; RNA binding. Lineage: Eukaryota; Metazoa; Arthropoda; Arachnida; Scorpiones; Buthidae. Gene Ontology annotation, biological process: rRNA catabolic process. The transcript has 22 exons. The record is from RefSeq and is a predicted model, not a curated record. Gene Ontology annotation, cellular component: cytoplasmic exosome (RNase complex).